AUGGCUGAUUUAGAAUACGAUUACAGUAUAAGAGCUGCUUUAAUUGAGGAUUAUACUGUUGGAAAAUCAAGUUUAUUUGAUAGAUAUGAUAAAGGAGCUUCCAGAUCUGACUUUUACAAUUGUGCACAUCCUUCUUUUACAAUGAGAUCUGAGCGUUUUAAAGAAUUUAUUAUCAGAAUUACGGUCUGAAACACAAGUGGAUAUGAAAGAUUUGGCGAGCUUCCAUAG
Molecule: messenger RNA, 228 nt
Organism: Blepharisma stoltei
Lineage: Eukaryota; Ciliophora; Heterotrichea; Heterotrichida; Blepharismidae
Source: the annotation of a GenBank genome assembly